AUGGCCAAGAAGCGCAAGGUCAGGACGGCAGGCUCAGCAGAGGAAUCUGUCGUCCCGCCAGCAACGCUGAGAAGAUCACGUCGCAUCUCACAGGCUCAAACUAAGGAAGCAGAGCAGGAACAGCUUGACCUUGCCGAAGUGGGCCAGGUGGGUCAACUAGAAGGCCCAGAUGAGGAUCACGACGAGGACGAAGGCGGCGCACAAGGGCGCCGAAGAAAAGUGCACGAGAAGAGCGUCAAAGCAGAGGCAACUCCAGCACCACUACCAUCACCAGGCGAGGUCGAGGUGCCAGAAGCCUCUGCCUUCCCCACCCUCGCCUUGAAACUGCAUGGCCUCCCCUCAGACCGCAUCAGCUUCUACGGGCUAGUCCAAGAGAUCAUCACCCCCGACGUCUUCGGCAUGCUCAUCGUCACCAUUCUCCUCAAUCAGACGACCGGGCGGGCGGCCAUUCCGGUCUUCUACGAUCUGCUGGAGCGUUGGCCAACACCAAGCUCGCUCCGUGAUGCGGAUCUCGGAAUGCUCACCGACAUGCUUCAGCCUAUUGGCUUGCACAACAUCAGGGCAAAGAGGCUCAAGGACCUUGGUACGAUGUGGUGCGAACAGCCGCCACAGCUAGGCGUGUUGCAUAAGUCGAGGGUGGUGCUGCCGUCUACAGGGCGAAAGAGACGCAAGAAGAAGCUGGACGACGACGAGGAAGAGCCACAAAAGCCUACCUAUCCGCCCACCGAAAUCUCCCACUUGCCUGGCGCUGGGCGCUAUGCUCUCGACUCGUAUCGUCUCUUCCGUCCCUCCCUCGUCGAUACCACUCGAGCCACUGUACAAAUCGGCCUGGGGCCAAAGCCAGAGUCGGACCGAUGGCAGCUGAUCCUCGCGAAGCGUGAGGCAGCGGGCGAAAGUCGUAGCGUAGGGAGCCUCUUGCCCGCGAGCGACGACGACGGCUCGAAGCUGGUCGGUCACGACCUCGAAGAGGACUGGAAGACGGUCGAUGCUCUUGACAAGGAGCUCAAAGCGUAUCGCCUUUGGCGCGCUCACCGCCAAGCACAGAUCGAUCGGACAACACUCCAAAGCUAA
Molecule: messenger RNA, 1071 nt
Organism: Jaminaea rosea
Lineage: Eukaryota; Fungi; Basidiomycota; Exobasidiomycetes; Microstromatales
Product: DNA glycosylase
Exons: 1
Coding region: 1-1071 (356 amino acids)
Biological process (GO): base-excision repair
Cellular component (GO): nucleus
Molecular function (GO): DNA binding; catalytic activity
Source: RefSeq, a predicted model, not a curated record